AUGUCUCACGUUCUCUUUCCCUCCGUCUUCGUCUUCCUCUUCCUCCUCCUCUCUCUAUCCCCAUCCGCAACCAGCAGGGUCGCGAAGCCGAACUGCGAGAGCAAAUGCGGAAACAUAACAGUCCCAUAUCCCUUCGGCAUCGGCUUGAAUUCCGGCUGCUCAAUAAGCCCUUGGUUCGCCGUCAACUGCAACUCCUCCUUCGACCCCCCAAAGCCAUUCGUCUCUGAGAGCAACAUCGAGAUCGUCGACAUGUCCAACAACGAGGUCCGCGUCAAGAACUGGCUGGCCUCCGCCUGCUUCGACCGCUUCGGCGCCAAGACGUUGGCCCUCGAGAUAGCGUGGAUCAGCCUCGGAGCGACGUCCCCCUACACCUUCUCCGACAAGAACAGGUUCACCGUGAUCGGCUGCCAUGAGAUGGCGCUGGUGAGGGGCACGCUGGGCCGCAACUACACCGGUGGGUGCAUCUCCAUCUGCUCGGCCCCCGAGGAUAUGAUCGACGGGGAAUGCACCGGCGCCGGAUGCUGCCAGACGGUCGUGCCAAAGGGGUUGAAGAACUUCAACGCGACUCUCAUCCCGCUCGGGAAUCACACCGCGAUCUGGUCGUUCGAUCCGUGCGGCCACGCAUUUCUAGGGGAUUCCGAGAGCUACAAAUUCAGCAUCGCGGACCUCAACGACCCGGGCUUCCGCGACAGGACGAUUGAGAAUGUGCCGGUGGUUCUUGAUUUUACGGUAGGGGAGGGGAGUAGUUGCAAGGAAGCUAAGGAAUCUAGUGGCUUUGCUUGUCUUGAUAAUAGCGACUGUGUUGAUUCUGAGGGAGGAGGAUAUAGGUGUUUGUGUCGUCAAGGGUUUGAUGGCAAUCCAUAUCUUAGCCCCGGCUGCACAGAUAUUGAUGAAUGUGUAAGUGAUCCCUGCGGUGAACAUGCGAUCUGCAAGAAUGUUAAUGGCACGUUUAACUGCUUCUGCAAAAAGGGAUACUCAGGUGAUGGGAAGAAGACCGGGAGUGGUUGCAUGAAGAAGUCUGGGACUUCUACCACUAAGGUUUCUUUAGGUGUAAGUUUUGGGUUGUUGGCAUUAGCUAUCGGUAUGGUUGUCCUAAUCUUUGGUGUGAAGAAAAGGAAGCUAAUGAAACAAAGAGAGAAAUUCUUUGUGCAAAAUGGUGGUGUGCUUCUAAAGCAACAAAUAUCCUCAAAUGAGCAGAGUAUGAAAUUAACCAAGAUCUUCACGGCUGAGGAGUUGGAGAAGGCCACCAACAACUACGCUGAGGAUCGGAUACUAGGAAAGGGCGGCUAUGGCACGGUAUACAAAGGGAUCCUCCGCGAUCAUCAAGUUGUUGCAAUUAAAAAGUCGAAAGUGAUGGAUCAAACCCAGAUCGAGCAGUUUAUCAACGAGGUGAUCAUCCUGACACAAGUCAACCACCGAAACGUGGUCAAACUGUUGGGGUGUUGUCUUGAGGCGGACGUCCCUCUCUUGGUGUAUGAAUAUGUCUCCAACGACACACUCUUCCACCACAUCCAUAACAGCGGAGGGAUGCCUUGGUUUUCAUGGGACAAUCGUCUAAGAAUCGCAGCUGAGGCGGCCGGCGCACUGUCCUAUCUGCACUCCGCAGCUGGAAUGCCUGUCAUCCACAGAGAUGUCAAGUCACCCAACAUAUUACUGGAUGAGUACUACACAGCUAAAAUUGCUGAUUUUGGUGCAUCCAGAUUAGUUCCCAUUGACCAGACAAUGGUUUCCACUUUGGUCCAGGGAACCUUAGGUUACCUGGACCCCGAGUACUUCCACACGGGCCAGUUGACAGAGAAGAGUGACGUGUACAGUUUUGGGGUCGUCCUGGCUGAGCUUAUGACAGCCAGGAAGCCCCUUUCCAACACGAAGAACGACCAAGAAAAGAGCCUUGCUACUUUCUUCGUCAUGGCACUGAAAGAGGAUCGUCUGUUCCAGAUACUCGAUCCUCGGGUGCUCAAGGAAGGAAGCAUCAAGCAAAUCCAGGACGUUGCUAAGCUGGUGAAGAGAUGCGUGAAGAUGAACAGCGAGGAUAGGCCGACAAUGAAGGAGGUGGCGAUGGAGCUCGAAGGUUCGAGGAAGCUCAGCAAGCAUCCUUGGACCGAACAACAGAUUGAAGAGGAUGGUGUCCCGUUGAUGAGUGAGCAGCAUUCUGAUCUGUAUGCAGUGCCGGAGCAAAUGAGUUCCGAUUUUAGCACCGGGCAGCAUAGUUUGAACAGCCGUAUGAUCCAUCCUAUCAACAGCCCGCGUUGAGCAUCGGCCCUAUAACUGCUAUACGAUGAAGGAGAACUCGUCUCAAAAGACUAAUCCAUGAGAGAGAGUUCGGAUGAGUCCGUAACAUUAUUGAUUUGCUACUUCAGUAUUCCUACUUUCUUUUGAAAAUUUGCUUUAGUGUGAUAAUUUAAACACAGCUGCUC
This is a messenger RNA of Salvia splendens (bonfire salvia), 2417 nucleotides long. Its product is annotated as wall-associated receptor kinase 2-like. Gene Ontology annotation, biological process: protein phosphorylation; cell surface receptor signaling pathway. The record is from RefSeq and is a predicted model, not a curated record. Gene Ontology annotation, molecular function: polysaccharide binding; ATP binding; calcium ion binding. The transcript is spliced from 4 exons. Lineage: Eukaryota; Viridiplantae; Streptophyta; Magnoliopsida; Lamiales; Lamiaceae. Gene Ontology annotation, cellular component: plasma membrane. The coding region runs from base 1 to 2253 and encodes 750 amino acids.